Messenger RNA from Fraxinus pennsylvanica, 339 nucleotides. The record is from the annotation of a GenBank genome assembly. Lineage: Eukaryota; Viridiplantae; Streptophyta; Magnoliopsida; Lamiales; Oleaceae.
AUGGGAGUGGAAAAGGAAAUUCUGACGGCCGGAACUGGUCCCAAGCCGGUCCCCGGACAAAAAGUCACCGUCCACUGCACCGGUUUUGGUAAAAAUGGCGACCUCUCCCAAAAAUUCUGGAGCACCAAGGAUCCAGGGCAGAAGCCUUUCGAUUUCCAAAUUGGCCAAGGAAAAGUUAUCAAAGGAUGGGAUGAAGGCGUGUUGGGAAUGCAAGUGGGAGAAGUUGCUCGAUUACGGUGCUCUCCCGACUAUGCCUAUGGUCCCGGUGGAUUUCCAGCAUGGGGUAUUCAGCCCAACGCAGUUCUGGUUUUUGAGAUUGAAGUUUUAAGUGUGGAGUGA